CUGGCUCCUGCCCACAGUUGAGUUCGGCCUCCGCCUCCUCCUCAGCCGAGCCCCAGGCCAGGCCGAGCCGGUCCCCCCUGCCUCCUUUCCUCCCUCGCUGCGAUUCCCUCCCCUUCUCGGCGGGGCGCGCGAGCGGAACAUGCGGCGCAAGCUGCCCCGCGGCUAGGCCGGCGAGUGAGGCCGGGAAGAGGGGCCGGCAGGGGAGGGAGAGGGGCCGGCAGGCAGAGGGGGGGGCGCCGCCGCCGCUUCUCCCCGCCCGUCUCGGCUCCCCCCCUCCCCCAAGCCUCCUCCCCAGGGAGGCAAUGACAGCGGCUCCGGGACCCUCCCCGCAGCAGAUCAGGGACCGGCUGCUGCAGGCCAUCGACCCCCACAGCAACAUACAUAACAUGGUGGCAGUACUGGAAGUGAUCUCCAGCUUGGAGAAAUACCCCAUUACCAAAGAAGCCCUUGAGGAAACGAGACUGGGCAAGCUGAUCAAUGAUGUGCGGAAGAAAACGAAGAAUGAGGAGCUGGCCAAGCGUGCAAAAAAACUGCUGCGGAAUUGGCAGAAGCUGAUCGAGCCCGUAACACCAAAUGAGGCUGCCUCAAGGGGGUUGUCAAACCCACCUGGAUCGGCAAAUGGUGGCGCUCAUAACUGCCGCAUGGAAACUCCCCCUGUGGUUGUGGUUGGAUCAAAGCCCGUUCACGAUGUGAAGAACAGGAAUGAUGUCCAAAAAUUGAACUCUCCGAAAUCAGAGAGGCCAGGGAGCCGGAAGCGGAGAGGUGAACCCCAUGAUGGCCACCAGGGCCCUCCUCCAUCUAAAGCUUCUAAAGCCAGCUAUGAAGUAUUGCAGAACUCUUCCCCGCCCCCAACCAAUGGGAUUGGGGGGAGCCCAGAGAGUUUCCCCAGCCCUCCGGAGGUGACCACACUGCCCGUGCCAGAAGGGAGCCGAGUGGAGCUGGGUGAAAAUGACAAGCCCAGUAAGAUUCCGGUCAAUGCAGUCAGGCCCCACACCAGCUCCCCAGGGCUCUUCAAACCUACGGGAACUUCGUUGUUGCUCAAGACGGCAGUGUUGCUGCAGCAGCAUGAGAAAGCGGAGGAGGCUGCCAGCCAACCCCGGAGCCCGCGUUGCUCCUCGUUCAGUCCAAGGAGUGUUAGGCUGGAAACAUUUUCUCGGCAGCAUACCACAUGCUCUCUAAAGGGCUCCGUGCCCAUUCCGUCUCCAAGGCCUCCCCUCCUGGAAGCUGCAGCAGCAGUACCCUUAUCACCACCUCUUUCUCUGACACAGCCGUCAACGCCACCAGCCUUGGCCAGAAGACUGGAGGCAUCUCAGCAGGUGGGCCCAGAGCCACCACUGCAUUCCCAGGAGCAGCAGGCAGCACCUGAGAGUCAACAUUGGCUCGCAGCAGGAGUAUCCCCUGAUGGUGGGAGUGGCCUGCACCUUUCUGAUUCCUUGGCUGGCUUCUCGCCAGACACCUCAAAGGUGGACAGCGACAGUGCUGCAUCAGGGUCUGACAGCAAAAAGAAGAAAAAAUACCGCCCCAAAGACUACGUGGUCAACUUGGAUGGGCAGGCACUAGAAGCAGGUGUCAAGCCUGUCCGGUUAAAAAAAGAGAGGCGACUCACCUUCGACCCCAAGACGGGCGAGAUUAAACCUUUAACGCAGAGGGACUCUCUGCAGGCGGACCUCCCUGCUUUUGCUCAGCAGCACAGGACAGACACAGACAGGCAGGAGCAAACCCUGCCCCUGCUGCAGAGUCCCUUUGAACAAACUAAUUGGAAAGAAUUGUCCAGGAAUGAAAUCAUUCAGUCCUAUUUGGAUAGGCAGAGUACCUUGCUAUCCUCUUCAGGAGUGCAAACUCCAGGGGCCCCUUACUUCAUGUCUCAAUAUUUAAAGCAAGAGGAAAGCACUAGGAGGGAAGCCAGAAAGACCCACGUUCUGGCUCCAGUCAGCAGCAAACCCACAAACUUGCCUGGGGUGACACGAGAGGUUAUGAGGGAAGACCUCGAGAGAAUAUCUGACCACCAUUGGCCAGGUGUGAAUGGUUGCUAUGAUACACAGGGUAACUGGUAUGAUUGGACGCAGUGCAUAUCGCUAGACCCACACGGGGAUGACGGGCGCCUGAACAUCCUGCCUUAUGUCUGCAUAGACUGAGUACAGUUUUGCUAAGAUGCUUUUUUACACUGGCAGAUAGUAAAAUGGGCAGGUGCUACACCACCCCCCAUCCCCGCCCCGCCCCCGUCACGCUGAAACAGGCUCACCAAGCAGAGGGUAUGUACAAGAACUGGAUACUGGCAGUUCCUCUGUUUUGUGAGGAGCUGCUACCAGUUUACUAACACAAAUUGCAAAGGAAGGCAUAAUGAAGAUUGGUUUAAAAACACACAGAGUUUGUAGAGCUCCAAACUCUCUAGCAAGCCAGCCCUUAAAAAGUGUUAGUCCCCACAAAGUGAGAGGUGUUUCCAGCACUUUGAAUUCCAGAAUCUGAGGACAGGCAGGUACAGGCGGGCAUUGUGG
Molecule: messenger RNA, 2495 nt
Organism: Gekko japonicus
Lineage: Eukaryota; Metazoa; Chordata; Lepidosauria; Squamata; Gekkonidae
Gene: MED26
Product: mediator complex subunit 26
Exons: 3
Coding region: 303-2135 (610 amino acids)
Biological process (GO): positive regulation of gene expression; regulation of transcription by RNA polymerase II
Cellular component (GO): nucleus; core mediator complex; mediator complex
Molecular function (GO): transcription coregulator activity
Source: RefSeq, a predicted model, not a curated record